This is a messenger RNA of Penicillium roqueforti, 2904 nucleotides long. RefSeq names its product putative PHD finger domain protein. Gene Ontology annotation, biological process: regulation of transcription by RNA polymerase II. The transcript has 4 exons. Gene Ontology annotation, cellular component: Rpd3S complex. The record is from RefSeq and is a predicted model, not a curated record. The coding region runs from base 1 to 2904 and encodes 967 amino acids. Lineage: Eukaryota; Fungi; Ascomycota; Eurotiomycetes; Eurotiales; Aspergillaceae.
AUGAGCUGGUCACUGGUCACUUCUGAGAUGAGGGAGAACGAGAUGUUGUAUCUUUCAGGCGAAGCCGACAAGGCAUCGAAGGAAAAGAAAGAUGCUGUUGCUGCCCAGCCCCUUCCGCCUGCCCCUACGGGGUCCACUCAGUCCGAACGCCGUCAGAGCUCUUCCAAACCCGCGCAACGACGGAAGCUUCAGAAGAAGCCCCCGGGCACUUCGAAGCCCACCACCCAGUAUCGGACAAUGAAACCGAUUGGGGAAUACCCAUCGCCCGUGGAGUACCGAGCUGCUGGCGUGGCUCCUCCGUCUGAACGGGCCCACAGCGUCGCGACCGUGCCGACCAACGUCCCGCGCGACGAAGCUGAGCGCCUUUCCCCCGUUAGCGGGGUUGAGAGCCCGCCGACUGACAAGGGUCAUGUUGAAAUCGCCGAAGAAGCGGCACUUGCCUCAACCUCGACUGGGGCCGAGACCGUGGCCGAUGAGUCUAUUCGCAGCACCACCCCAGCCGAUGCGGCCACUCCUACCCUCCCGAGCGCGGACAUCACCCACAAGUACCUCGCCGUGCUGAUGUCUCUUCCUUUGCGCCUCUCCGACAAAUAUGAUCUUGUCAAACUACGGGGCGUCAUGAAGUUCGCCAUAAUCAGCUCAAUCGAGAACGACAACGAGUGGUGUGUCGUUGGCCUUCUUUACUUCUGGUCCAAUGCCAUGGAUGAUGAAUUCAAACUCUCUUUGAUUGCCAACCUCUCCGAAAAUGACGGAGGAGACAAACAGUUGCAACUUGCUCUCCAAACGAUCCUUAACAAUUCUCUGAUAGAAGCCCAAAGGUGGUAUCAGAAAUACGUUCGCUCUACGGCCAAUGCAGCCGAUAUUCCUUCCUGCAGCGAAUCAAGUCAGCCAGCUGUCAAUUCUGUUGGUGCAGAGCCUAGCUUCAAGGUCUCCGACAUCUAUCGCGACACAAGUGGUCCUCGGGUUGAAGAAAACUUCCUGAGCGGCAAAUCAAAUACCGCUCCGCUCAAGAGGCCCAAGAAGCCAUGCCGCGUCAACGAGAAUGCCUACAAGCGUAAGCGCCAGUGGGAAAUGGAUCCUGAUCAUGAGGAAAAGAUGCGUGCUGUGCGUGCUCGUCUCGAAGCAGAGUCUUACUCGGAGGCGGUUGUCCAGUACAGUGCAAUCCGAACUCAGAUCGGUCCACCAGAUGCAAUCCAGCAUCCCUACGACAUGGAGAACAUUGAUGCGGGUAUCGAUGGGGACAUCGACGCGUUCAAUCGUGCGCGUUCUCUCCCUGUUCCGGGUUCAAUCCUCGAUAUACCUCUUGUAAAGGGUCCGGAGCCCACGGCUCCCUCUGUCUAUUCAGAUGGUGCUUCGGCUAUCGCUCGCAAGACUGGGAAGCCCGUCUCGCGACGUCAGAGAGAAAAGGCCAAGGGCCCUGAGGUCCCACAGCGUGCACGGUCGCUGUCUGUUGAUACCACAGUCUCAAGUCUCUCGUCACUUUCGAAUUCUGCUUACUCGGUCCGAUUCAAUGAUUGGUCUGGCGGCCAUGAAGCACGCCAAAUGCCGAAUUCUAUUGAACCCCCCGAGAACAGCGACGACUGCCACCAAUGUGGAAAAGGUGGCGAUUUGCUCUGCUGCGACACAUGCAUCAACUCAUACCAUUUCGAAUGCUUGGAUCCUCCCUUGGAUCCCAAGAAUCCUCCGCAGGGAGAGUGGCAUUGCCCCAAGUGCUCCAUUCGCAACAGCUUCUCGACCUUGAUUGCACACUCCAAACACUACAAGAAGACAGAGUUCCAACCUCCUCAGGAUAUCAAGGAGCAUUUCCAUGGAGUGGAUGAAGGAAUUGUGUUUGAUGGCGACUAUGCCCGGAAUUUAAAGCAUCAACGCUACUACAAGGCCGCGCCCCACCUGCCGCGGCUGACUAAAGCACCGAAGCAAGACGGCCCUACCAUUUACGCGAAUCCCAUGCUUCUCCGAGAAUACGACAACAAGGGAGACUGCAUCCGUUGCUCCAAGUGUGGUUUUACAUCCCAAGGUAUACAUCCCAUUAUUACUUGCGACUACUGUCCUUGCCGCUUCCAUCUGGAUUGUCUUGAUCCUCCCCGCGCACAUCCCCCUAACCCCAAGGUCGGGUGGAUGUGUCCUAACCAUGUCACUCCUGACGAUAUGAUUGCCACCAAGGAGAUUAAUGGCAGCAACGAGCGUACGCGCCGUGUUCGCCGAACCAAGAACAUGGCGUACAUUGAUUGUGACAUCAUGCUUCCUGACGACCCAAAUCAGAGUUUGUUUGAUGAAGACUGGAGAGACAAAAGGGCCCGUUUCCUCGGAGGCGAUGUCGUUUUGAACUUCAUCACUGCUGUCAAGGAAGAUCAUCACGAACGUGAAAAGGAGUAUGCACGAAUUGUCGAGCGAAAGUGCUUGGAGUUGACCAAGCAACUCACCAGCGAUUACCUCAACCGCGCUGAAAACGCUGGGAUCACCAACAACAUCGCACAGAACGGUCUUCCCGCGGAGUUCACCCAGAAUGUUUCUCACGCUGUUAACAACAUGAUAGCUGGCGCUCCUGUUUCCACUGAAGAAUUCGACGCUGCCACUACUCUCCUCAGCAUGGCUACAAGCCAGCCUCCUGCUGUCGGCGAAGGUCACAUCGCCGAAGCUGCCGGGCCUACCUCGCCCGUUGCUCAGAAGCCUCUGUCUCGCAUUGACGAGGAGUCUACCUUGGGCUCUUCUCAUGCUCCCACCUCUCCUCCCCUCGGCACCUCUCACCCUCCCAACGCAUCUUCGGAUGCCGAGUCCCACCAUUCGGACUCCGAGCUUCUCCCCCGGAUCCCUGUGUUCAAUCGGAACAAGCGAUCUCGCGCUGAUGACCAUGGAUCAGCCGGAGAGCGGGCGCAAAAGCGCCAAUACACCAAGUCCAAGUGA